AUGGAUCCUUUGUCUGCAGUAGGAUUGAUUUCAGGGUCCUUUCCGGUUGGACAUGUCAUUAGCGAAACGCUAGCGGGUCUAGCAAGUCUGCGCGAGAAAUACCAACACGCCGACCUUACGAUCGAGGCGCUCGAGAAAGAAUUGGGAACGAUCAAGGCUGCGAUCACGCAUUUGGAGGUCUGGACAAGAGCCAGACUACGCGAAUCUCCAGCUGAAUACAGAAGUACCCUGGAAGUUGCACUUGAUGGCUGCCGCACGGUCAUGGAAGCCCUAUCGGACGAGGUUCUGGUUCUAACGCAGAGCGCAUCGCCAAAUGAGGCUGGAGUCGGCUUCCGCACCCGCAUUAGGGUUCUCUGGAGAGAAGAUGUCAUGAGGGGACAUCAGGAGAGGCUCCGUUCUCAGCUGAUUGCCCUACAAUUGCUGGUGCGAGCCUGUCAAUGCCAGUAUUCUGCAGAGCAAGUGGAGCUUUUGCGUAAAGCAGAGAGCCGUCACAUCAUACGGAAGGUCGCAGAUGACGCUGCCACGCUACGCUCCUCAACAAGGUGUGCUGGUUCUCGAGCCGAUACCGCUUCCAGACUGAGCCAACACGAGUCCACGGCUGGCGAUACGGUCUUUGAAUUCGACAGAACCCUCGCUGCGACCUUGCUAUAUCAACGUGUACCGCAACUUUUGUACUCGAAACCAGAGACGAGGUCCGCCACGAGCAACGGCAACCACAGUCGAAUGACCGAUGAAGGCUAUGGCAGAGCAGGUCUGACGGACGGCUCAAUACACACCUGGCGUCGCCAGCAUGACAGAGAUAUCAACACAAGCAUUGACCUUACGUCUGCAGAAGGAGCCGGCAAUCAUCUCAUUGUCAAGAUCGCUCAGACGAGCUCUUGGACUGACAUGGAAAAACUGAUUGAACGCGGGUGUGACCUGGAGGCGAAACACCUACCGACCCGCCGAACCGCCCUUCAUGUUGCGGCGCACUGUGGUAAUGAGGCAGUUGUAGAAAUUCUUAUUCGCAAGAACCCACGCCUUGAUGCGGUUGACAAGUCGGGGUCGACGGCCCUACACCUCGCAGCCUCGCGCGGCCACUGCCGGGUCCUCGAGUCACUGAUACUUUCCGAGCUGAUAGACAUUGAAGCGCGGGACUCAAGGGGGCGCACUGCUCUCUUGGUAAAUGCACGAGCAGACACGCAGAUGACUGCCCUUCCUAUCGCAGCCAAGCAGGGCGACGAUGCCAUUGUCAAGCUGCUAGUCAAUGCAGAUGCUGAUCUAGAAGCCAAAGAUGGCACACUAAUGACUGUAUUGCAUUACGCUUCUGAAAAAGACCACAAGGACACCACUUAUAUGUGCUGCCGCUGUUGGUGGACUUUCAACAACCGCGUUGCUUCUAAAAAGAAAAGCCUCGAGUCGAUGCGUCGACGAUGUCGCAUGACUGCUAUGCAUUGGGCUGCAUAUAAUGGGCACACAGAAGUAAUGGAGAUCCUCAGCAGUCGGAAGAGUUCUUUGACUGCUCUGAACUUCGUGAAGCGAACCGCGCUCCACUUAGCCGCUAUGAACGCUCAAUUUGCCGUCGUAGAGCUUCUUCUCAGGAAACAGGUACCAGUGGAAACCAAAUGCCAAUCUGGAUUGACGGCUCUGCACUACGCAUGUCUCGCGAACAGUAUCGAGAUUUCAAGGUUGCUCCUUAUGUCAGGCGCCGAUGUUGAAGCACAGAUGGACGACGGAAUGCAAAGGCGUCCUGUGCAUAUCGCAACCAACCAAAACUCGAUAGGACUCCUGAACCUGCUUUGUGACAAACGGGCUACUAUCGAAGAAUUCUCUAGGCUACAGAGCUCUUGGAGUUGCAUGCUGUGA
Molecule: messenger RNA, 1845 nt
Organism: Aspergillus mulundensis
Lineage: Eukaryota; Fungi; Ascomycota; Eurotiomycetes; Eurotiales; Aspergillaceae
Product: ankyrin repeat protein
Exons: 4
Coding region: 1-1845 (614 amino acids)
Molecular function (GO): protein binding
Source: RefSeq, a predicted model, not a curated record